AACUGAAUGCACUACAGGAAGAGCUUGCACCAUUUGGUUUGGUCAUUCUGGGCUUCCCCUGCAACCAAUUUGGAAAACAAGAACCAGGAGAGAACUCGGAGAUCCUACCUACCCUCAGGUAUGUCCGACCAGGCGGGGGCUUCAUCCCCAAUUUCCAGCUCUUUGAGAAAGGGGAUGUGAACGGGGAGAAAGAGCAGAAGUUCUACACUUUCCUGAAGAACUCCUGUCCUCCCACCUCGGAGCUCCUGGGCUCACCUGGCCGCCUCUUCUGGGAACCCAUGAAGAUCCACGACAUCCGCUGGAACUUUGAGAAGUUCCUGGUGGGGCCAGAUGGUAUACCUGUCAUGCGCUGGCACCACCGGACCACAAUCAGCAAUAUCAAGAUGGACAUCCUGUCUUACAUACGGCGGCAGGCAGCCCUGGGGGUCCAGGGAAAGUAACUGAAGCCCACCCCCACCCCCAUGUCUACCAUGCAGGGGCUGGAGAAGGACUCCAUUCAGGAAGGAAUCCGUGUCUCUAACCACACCAUACAGACCCCUUUACUACUAUACUAGGCCCCAGCCUGACACAAAUGUGUGCAUGCAAUUGUGUGUCUGUAUUGCUGUGCACGUGGGUGUUUGCACACAUGCCUCCAGGUGUGUGUGGCCAUGUGUGUGUGCGUGUGUAUGGGUGUGCAGCCACACGUCUACUGUGUGACUAUCCAGGAAUGUGUGCCAUCUGUGUGCCCACAGCUGCAUGCUGUGUAGAGUGCCAGAGAAUACUCCUCCUAUCUCUCCAGUUCUCUGUUCCAGUGAUAACAAUUCACUUACACUUGAGCCCAAAGGAAAAACCAGCUUUAGGUCCAACUGUUCUACUCUAACCUGAACCUCAGCCUUAGGGCCAGCAUUUCCCACUGCCUCCAGAUAUCACCACUGAAGUCCCAGAAGUUUCUGGAUCUACCGCAAUGCCAACCUCCCACCUCCUUCCUGAAGGGCCCUCCCAAGCCUCUGCCCCCAUCCCCACCCCACAGUUCUCCCUGAGAUCAGCCAAGGCAGAUGUGAGAGCAAGGGCCAUGUACCCCGUGUCAGAGGUGGCAUCUCCAUGAGGGAGGGGCCUGAAGCCCUUGUGGGCAGACCUCCCCUGAGCCUGUCUGAGGGGCCAGCCCUUAGUGCAUUCAGGCUGAGGCCUCCGGCAGGGAUGCCACCCCUACUCCUUCAGAGGGCGUGCCCUCUCACCUCACCCUGGUCCACUGGCAUUUGACUCACACCCCUUCUGCCCAGUAAAGGCCUUUCUGCAGCAGCUGA
This is a messenger RNA of Galeopterus variegatus (Sunda flying lemur), 1283 nucleotides long. Its product is annotated as glutathione peroxidase 3. Gene Ontology annotation, biological process: hydrogen peroxide catabolic process; response to oxidative stress. The record is from RefSeq and is a predicted model, not a curated record. The annotation marks the transcript as partial. The transcript has 3 exons. Gene Ontology annotation, molecular function: selenium binding; glutathione peroxidase activity. Lineage: Eukaryota; Metazoa; Chordata; Mammalia; Dermoptera; Cynocephalidae.